AUAUUAGAAUAGACUAUGUGUUGAUAUAGUAUUGUGUAAGAUAAAAGAUAUCGUUAUCGUCUUAUUACUAUUUAUUGUCGUUAUCUCUCUAUUUAGUAGUAUAUCAAUAAUACUAUAGAAUGAUAUUUACGUUUGUCUUUCGAACGUCAAGGAAAUUAUUAAAGCUACCUGCUGCAAGAAAGAAACAUAUUAGAAAUGUGCAUUUUAAAUUUUACCCAAAUACAAGGUCGCUUGUAUCAGAGCGUAAGACCGAAAAAUUGAAUAUGUAUCAAGCUAUAAAUCAAGCUUUGGACAUUACUUUGAAAAAGGACACAUCCGCAGUAAUAUUCGGCGAGGACGUUGCAUUCGGUGGUGUAUUUCGUUGCACCGUAGGACUUCAAGAACGUUAUGGUUCCGAUCGAGUAUUCAACACCCCAUUAUCCGAACAAGGUAUCGCAGGUUUUGGUAUAGGUUUGGCGAACUGCGGUGCAACCGCCAUUGCAGAAAUUCAAUUUGCUGAUUAUAUAUUUCCUGCAUUUGAUCAGUUAGUUAAUGAAGCGGCAAAAUGCAGAUACAGAAGCGGCGGAAUGUUCGAUUGCGGAAAAUUAACGAUUCGUACACCUUGCGGUGCGGUAGGACACGGAGGACUUUAUCAUUCUCAAAGUCCAGAAGCUUACUUCGCUCACACGCCUGGAUUAAAGAUCGUAAUACCACGAGGACCCGUACAAGCGAAAGGACUUUUAUUGAGUUCCAUUGAGGAACCAGAUCCUUGUAUAAUCUUCGAACCAAAGGUCCUUUAUCGUACAGCUGUUGACGAGGUACCAGUUGGACAUUAUAAAAUUGAAAUUGGUAAAGGAGAAAUAGUAAAAGAAGGAAAAGAUGUGACUCUCAUAGGAUGGGGUACGCAGGUGCAUGUACUAUUAGAAACAGCCGAUAUCGUCGAAGAAAAGCUCGGUGCAUCUUGCGAGGUGAUAGACCUUCUUUCCAUUAUACCUUGGGAUGCAGAACUAGUUUGCAAGUCCGUGAGGAAGACCGGACGUGUCAUCGUUGCGCACGAAGCACCAAGGACCAAUGGUUUUGGGGCGGAAAUAGCGGCUCGUAUUCAGGAGGAAUGUUUCUUAAAUUUGGAGGCACCGAUUAUGAGGAUCACCGGUUGGGACACACCAUUUCCACACAUUUUCGAGAAUUUAUAUUUACCGGACAAAUGGCGUUGUUUCGCCGCAGUUAAAAAGAGCCUUGACUAUUGAAAGAUCGCCUCCGUCUAUGAAUGUGGAUGAAAGGCUGGAAUAAAUGAGGGAGAAAGGGAGUUUAGAACUCUCUGGGUACCACCCAUCGAAGUGAUACGUGUGUCUUUCAAACUCGAAAUGAAUUCCGUGACAUCGAUUUUUCGUAUUUGCGGCAUAUGUGCCUAUACUUACAUUGCCACAGUUACAUCGGCUUGUCACGUGCUCUUAGACCGGUCCCGCGACAAUUUGAUCGUAUCAUGCUAGUUCUCUCUCUAUCUAUCUAUCUCUCUAUUUCUAUUUCUAUAUUUAUCUUUAUCUCUUUUUCUAUCUAAUGUUUGCACCCUUUCUGAUCGUAUCAAAGAACGUGAUCUCUUUCUCCUUUGACAUGGAUAACAAUCGCUUAGAUUUUAAACGGAUCCCUCGACGGAUCCAUUUUUUUUUUUUUCUUUUUCUUUUCAAUCGUAACAAUGUCGUCGUCGGCGAUAUAUUAAUAUAUAUUAAUAUUAAGAUAUAACAAUAUUAAGAUAUAUUAAUAUAUAUCGUUACACCCAAUUGGUCGAGAACGUUUAUUUAAUAACGAGUAAAACUUUUAUAGACUUGUAAAAGAAUUCCCGCAAAUUGGUAUGUAUAAGACGCCGUCGCCGUUGCCGUUGCCGUUGCCGUUGCCGUUGCCGUCCCUUCCACCCUCCUCCCCCCGAGGGCAGGCAAUUGGAUCGGCAGGUAUUUGGAUAUCUCUAAACGCGGAUCGUACGAUUACGUACGAGAGGAAAAAAAACGAUACUCAGUUCGGCAGGCAUUAAUUGUUAUCGAUAGGUUUUUGCUUAAAAGAGUUAUAUAUAUAUCCCUGGCCCAGUUUAGUCCCGACCAAAUCCACAUAAAUCCUUUCGCGUUUAAUUUAAUGAGACGAAGAAAGACGAUACGCCGGGCGUUGAUGGCGACGGUGAUGUUAACGAGAGAUCAAGAAAGGGGAUUCGGAGGAGGGGGGAUUAAGAAGAGAAGGGGGAGACGGAAAGAGAGAUCAAGGGGGAGCGCCACGACGAACCGAUAUAUUCAUAUUUAGAAUGGUGUAUAUCCAUACGAUAUAUGGGAUAAAUCGGGUCAAGUCCGUCUUUCGUCCGCGGUAAAACGAAGCGCACAGAUCUUAGCGACCGUCGUAACGCAAUAUUUUAAUCAAGGCUUCGCUCUCUUGGCCGCCGCCGCCGCAUUCGAAAGCCGAUCGAUCGAUCGAUCGUCUCUUAUCUAAAAAAAUAAAUAAAAAAAAAAAAAAAAAGAAAAGAAACUAUUGUUAUAGUUAUUUCGAUUUUUUCUAAAUGUUAUUCUUGUUACGAUUGAACUGUUCAAACGCGAAUUAAAUCGAGACAAGUAAUGAUUCCCCAUGAUUUGAGAACCGAAGAAUCAACAUCCUUCUUGAAAUUUUCUCAUACGCAUUUGCAAUUUGUUUAAUUAUUAAUCGUUACGGAAGAAAGAGGGUAAUAGCAUUGAGAAUAUUCGAAAUUGUGAAGGAAGUCCGUAACGUGGCUUGUUCGUGUAACGUAUUUUGUAAUUUGAAAGGGAAACCACAUUCUUUCACCGCGUAUUAUGAUACGUGAAAGUUAGCAACGCAGCGCCUACGGUGUGAUGCAGUAGGUACAUUGAAGAGAGACGAAGAGAAUGGCUAGACAGAAAGAGAGAGAGAGAGAAAGAGAGAGUAAGAAAGAAAAAGAGAGAAAGAAAGAGAGAGAGGUGAUCGUUGCUGUGAGACAUGGACUAUAUCGAAGGUCGACCUGUUGCCUUUUUAUUUUGUUGAUUUUUGCAGGAAUAGAGCAACUGUCCUCUCUCUCUCUCUCUCUCUCUCUCUUUCUCUCUUAUUCUUUUAUAGAUCAGUUAACAUAUGGUACAGACACAUAUGCGGACGUUAAUAUUCGUCCAGUUUUGGUUAGCACGAAAUUGUUCAGUCACCUGAACGGAUCACCCUUGAGAAGCUUCGUUCCUCCUAUCGUGUUUGUUUCCUCGUUUCAUUCGAAAGAUUCGAAAGGGAUCCACCGAUCUGGAACGAUCGCGCAACCGAUUUCGACGAAUCUCUUGGAUGGAUCUCUUCCAAACAAAGAGAAAGAGAAAGAGAAAGAGAGAGAGAGAGAGAGAGAGAAAGGUAGAGAAAGAGUAAAAAUCGUAUGAACAAACCUGAUACCUUUGGAUUCAGACAAAGAAUAGAGAAAGGGAUGGAGAAAUUGAAGAGGAAUGAAGUAAACAAAGAACGUAAAAUAAAAGUAGAUUUAAUUAAAAAAAAAAAAAGAAAAAAAGAAAGAGAGAAACACAUGUAUUAAUCCGUUAGACAUCUUUGAUGGUGUUAAUUCAAAUCGUUCGAUCUUUGAUUUUAAUUUCCACGUGUCAAUGUCACGCAAGUGUUAUCCAUUUUUAAAAAGAAUCAAUUGCUCGAGUACAUGAGCACGAUGACGUAUAUUAAUUGAUUUAUAAUACGUACACACCUACAGUCGUCCCAAGCUUUAAUUAUUUCGAUUAUUUUAUUUUUCAUUCAUUUCGACAGAUGUUAUUUAUGCGUUACAUACGUACGCCUAAAAGGAACUUUCUUCGAUUAUUUUUCUUUUUUUCUAUUAAUCUGUUUUACUCUCACUUACACAAACAAUCAAUGAGAUCAAAUCGCCAAUGGAGUAUUUACGAGCUAUGAAGCGAACUGUGAAACGAUAGAUUUUAUCUUUUAUUUUCGUUGCGUAAUUUUUUACUUUUUAUUUUUCUCUCUCUUUUUCUUUCUCUCUUUAUCCCUCUCCUUUUUUUCCCUCUCGUUAAUUUCAAUUUUAUCUUCAGGCUGCGCCUUAUCUUCGUUACUAAGUGUUACCAAAAAGAAAAAAGAAAAAGAAAAAAGAGAUACGAUCAUAUUACUUUAUUAAUAUUAAUCAAAGUAUUUCUUUCUGUCGUCGCCAUUUUUUUUAUUUCCUCUCUUAAAAAUAUCUGUCGUAUUAUUUUCACCGAUGUCCUCAUAGCGCAUUCUUUUUUUCUUUUUUUUUUUUUUUAUUCUUUCCUUUUCCUUUCCUUCCUUUGUCUUUUUCUUUAUCUUUUCUUUUUCUUCUCUCUUUUCAUUCUUCUUUUCUCAAGUUGGUGAUCGACAAACGUAAUAGCGCGUGGUAUAUUACGAAGGCAGGGAUUAGAAAGAGAAAGAAAGAGAGAGAGAGAGAGAGAGAGAGAGAGAGAGAGAGAGGGAGAAAGAGAGAAAGAGAGAGAAAGCCGAUUACAAACAGCGGACUCUCCAGAGGAAUUUAUGUAACUUUGGAACAAACGACUUCUUUGUCUCCUCUUAAAUCGUCGCCCGUGAUUAUCGUGAUUAGCAAUUGGCAAUUAAGAGCCUUGGUAUUUUCCGGUAAACGUCGUUGACUGGUUACCAUCAUUAGAACAAGAUACAGGGAUUUCCUUCUUAGACGAAGAGAUAAAACUCUAACAAGAAGUUCAAGAAUAUAUGUAGGGUGAAAUAUAUAUAUAUAUAUAUAUAUACACACACACACAUACAGACAUAAGUGUAAAUGUGUAUAAAGAGAGAAAAGAGUUGGACUCGUCUAGGAUCCUAAAAAAAAAGAAAAAAGAAAGAAAGAAAAAAAGGGAAAAGGAAAAAAAGAAAAAAAAUACAUUUUGUGGUAUCUUGAUUAGCUCGAGUUUUACUUCGAGAAAGUCAUUAGUAUCUUAAAAGUUGCGAAAACUAUUUAAAAAUCGUAAAUAAUUUCUCAAUGUGCAUUCUAAUAAGAAAGAAUAAAUGAUUAAAGAAAAAGAGAAAAAAAGAGAGAGGGAGAGAGAGAGAGAAAAUAUUAAAUAAAGAUAUGUAUAUUAGUUAUAUCGAAUUAUAAUGUUCACCUACAAAUUGAUAAAUCGAUUAUAUUUUCAUGUGUUUCAAUUUUUUCUAUAUUAUAAGACUAGGUUUUAAUUUCUCUGUCUCUUUUCUUUUUUUUUUUUUUUUUUUUAACUAAUAUGGCCGGACCGAUUUCUUUUUUUUUUUUUUUUUUUUAACUUAUAGAAGGGUAUCACGAUUAGGUCAAUAGAUAAUAAUAGAUUUCAAAGUAGAAUACACUACUCACAGUUUUCACGAUGCAUAUUGGCAUCGUUAUCAUUACUGGCAUGAUCUAUAUAACAUAUAUAUAUAUAUAUUCCUACGUACUUAUAUAUAAAGAUAUAGAUAAAGGUAGAUAGAGAUAGAUAUAUAUAUUUUUUAUAUUACAUAUAUAUAUAUAUAUAUAUAUAUACACAAUAUAUAUAGUGGCAUUUUAACGUGUUAUCCGACACGUGGGCAUGCGCGGAAGGCGUGAGCGACAAUUUCGUCGAGUCGGAGAACGUACGAAAGUAUUACGCUCACUUACGUUUCUGUAUAUAUACAUAUAUAUAUAUAUAUAUAUAUAUAUUUAUAUAUAGACUAUGUACAUAUGUGAAAUACAUUAAAGAUCCUUGUGACCCCUUAGUGGCCAUUCUACAUUGAAUAAACUGGAUUUAAAAAUGAAA
Messenger RNA from Vespa crabro (European hornet), 5681 nucleotides. It is a transcript of the gene BckdhB, whose product is annotated as 2-oxoisovalerate dehydrogenase subunit beta, mitochondrial. Bases 120 to 1226 code for a protein of 368 amino acids. The transcript has 8 exons. Gene Ontology annotation, biological process: branched-chain amino acid catabolic process; response to nutrient. Gene Ontology annotation, molecular function: catalytic activity. The record is from RefSeq and is a predicted model, not a curated record. Lineage: Eukaryota; Metazoa; Arthropoda; Insecta; Hymenoptera; Vespidae.